CCAUGGUCAACACUAUUUGUUAGUCAAACUUGGAGUCUCCUACUCAACACAACUCACCCACACAGCGUUUGCCCAUAUCGUGUUUCCGCAUCAAGAUCCCGAUCUCUGCGCUCUGAUCAUCUUUCCCUUUCUCCGAAUCUAUCCCUAUCUUCUUCUAUAAUCCAAUUCCAGAAAUGGAGUUCGAAUCCAACAAUAUUUCUGAAGACAACAACAACAAUCACGGAUGGCAGAAGGUUACUUACGCUAAGAAGAACAGGAAGAAUCAGCCUAAGCAGCAGGUGCCUCAACCGAAGGCGCUUCCAAACGGAUCCGUCGUCGCCGGUAAUGAUAAUGUGUUCACUGCUAUUGAGAAGAAAUCGGAGGAGCGUAGGAAGGUUAUAGAAGCACAGAGAUUGUCGAUUUAUGAUCCUGCUCCUCCUCCAGUUAAAUCGUCAAGGAAGAAGAACUACUCCGAUUAUGAGGACAGCGAUGAAGAGGUUGUUGCCAAUGGUGUGGCUGGGAAUGAUGAUGUUGAGGAGAAGAAGAAGAAACCUAAGAAAGUAAAGAAACCUAAGGUCACAAUUGCGGAAGCGGCGGAGAAGAUCGAUGUCGACGACCUGGCUAGUUUUCUGUUGGAGGUGACGACUUCAUUCGAGGCACAACAAGAUAUACAGUUGAUGAGGUUUGCCGACUAUUAUGGACGUGCAUUUUCUGGCGUGACUGCUUCACAAUUUCCCUGGGUGAAGUUAUUGAGAGAAUCUCCUGUUGCAAAGGUUGCAGAUAAUCCCGUGUCACAUAUUCCUGAGGCUGUUUACAAAACCUCAGUUGAUUGGAUCAACAAACUAUCCAUGGAAGCCCUUAGUUCUUUUCUCCUUUGGUCCUUAGACAGCAUUCUUGCUGACUUUGAAAUUCAACAAGGUGGCUCAAAGGGAUCCAAGAAAGUUGCCCAAAAAACACCCUCAAAAUCUCAGGUGGGUCUGUUUGUAGUAUUAGCAAUGGUGUUACGAAGGAAGCCCGAUACGGUAAUUACCGUUUUGCCCUCUCUAAAAGAAACCCCAAAGUAUCUUGGACAAGACAAGCUCCCAAUUAUUGUCUGGAUGGUAGCUCAAGCAUCACAAGGGGACCUAGCUGUUGGGUUAUACUUAUGGUCACAUUUAAUAUUACCUAUAGUUGGGACAAAAUCAGGGUCCAACCCACAAACCAGGGAUCUAAUUUUGCAGUUAGUGGAAAGGAUUCUAUCUGCUCCAAAGGCAAUGGCUAUUUUAGUAAAUGGUGCAGUGAGGAAAGGGGAGCGUUUAAUGCCACCAUCAGCACUUGACCUUCUUUUGAGAGUCACAUUCCCUUCAUCUUCAGCUCGUGUUAAGGCAACUGAAAGAUUUGAAGCUGUGUAUCCUACACUGAAGAAGGUGGCUCUUGCUGGUUCCCCUGGAAGCAAAGCCAUGAAACAAGUUUCUCAACAGAUUUUGACUGUUUCUUUGAAAGCUUCUGGAGAAGGCAUACCUGAGCUAUCCCGUGAAGCUUCUAGUAUUUUUAUCUGGUGCUUAACUCAAAACCCUGAUUGUUGCAAGCAAUGGGAAAAGGUGUAUUUGGAUAAUCUAGAAGCAAGCAUUGUUGUUUUAAAAAGGCUCAAUGAGCAAUGGAAGGAGUUAUCUCUAAACAAGCCAUCUCUUGAGGCCCUCACUCAAACUCUUAGAAGUUUUAAAACCAAGAACGAAAAGGGGAUGAAAGAGGGUGAGAAAUCCAGUGAUCAAACACCAUACAAGGAAGCAGAUAAGUAUUGUAAGGUGUUAUUGGGGAGGCUAUCACGCGGGUGGGGGUGCGUGAAAGCUACCGUGUUCCUCGUUGUUGCGGUUGGUGUGGGGGCCACAUUCCUGCCUUCAAAUACAUUGGAGUCGUUGGAUUGGAACAAGUUAUCUGAAAUGUUAAACAUCCAGCGGUUUGUCUAAGGUGACUGACAUAUAGAGUGUAUCGGAUUAAUAAAAAGAGAGAAUGAGGUAUCUUUUUAUUUAUCCUUUUUUUUUUUUUUUUUUAUCUUUUCCUUUAGAAUUGAAGUUUAAAAGUACUAAAAAUAGAUGUAGUUUAAACUAAUCAC
Molecule: messenger RNA, 2071 nt
Organism: Lactuca saligna
Lineage: Eukaryota; Viridiplantae; Streptophyta; Magnoliopsida; Asterales; Asteraceae
Source: the annotation of a GenBank genome assembly